Molecule: messenger RNA, 4171 nt
Organism: Acanthaster planci (crown-of-thorns starfish)
Lineage: Eukaryota; Metazoa; Echinodermata; Asteroidea; Valvatida; Acanthasteridae
Product: protein NEDD1-like
Biological process (GO): microtubule nucleation; mitotic cell cycle
Cellular component (GO): cytoplasm; centriole; ciliary basal body
Molecular function (GO): gamma-tubulin binding
Source: RefSeq, a predicted model, not a curated record
UUCACGGUCGUAGUUGUAAAAAAUAAUGAGUGAUUAACGGUUGAAUUUUUGUAGCCCUUUUGCGGUCAAACGAACAGGACCACGAACGCGAACGACACGAACGAAUCUGCCGUUUGACCCACAAAUAUUUGCAUAAUGCCAAUCGCGUAUCGAAGCAGCGUUUAUUUGCGACAUACCGGAAGCUAAAACACGGAUUCCUGUGUGAGAGAAGUGAUUCAGAAGCACUCUACCAUUUAUUUUACCAUUUGUGAUUUUUAGGACAAUAUGUUUCCCAAGAAUGUUGAAAAAUGUAGGCCCUAUGUUAUAUUUUUUAUUCGUUUUCGUUUAGGCAUGUUUAGACAGCCAUCAUCAUGAUCAUUGUCAUUAGGGAAGAGCUCCAUAUACAGACGCCUGUAAUUAUUCCCCACUGUGACCUGUGAGCCUUCAGAAAGCAAAAUAUGACCAGAAAAGUUCAAUUUAAGAGGGGAAAACCCAAGUCAUUUACUUAGAAAACACUUAGAAUCUUUCAAACCAGUCUCAUAGGGUUUGUGCAUGGGGUGUCAAGUGGCAUCGGUAUAUGGAACUUUCCUAGUUAUUAACAUGAAAGGAGACAAGUUUGACGUGUCAACAAUUGUGAAGUAGGUUGUAUUGUAAUCGUAUUAACUGGGGCCUAAUUUCAGCAUGAUCAGGGUGUUUCAUUGCAACAGAAAACUGACCAAGGCCAGUAAGGCCAGAGACAUCGUGGACAUGAGUGACUUAACACAAGUAACUAACAUGACAAAUGUGAGUCAUCACUCAAACAUGACACAAUCAGUAAAGUUCUAGUUUAUAGCAGGUCAUGCAGAUCGUAAUUCACGAUCUACAUGUAGAUAUUACCUUCCUUGGCAAAAAUAAAUCUACUUAGACAUUUUGUUCACAAGAUAGAGCUAUUGUUUAAAGUUAAAUGCACUAGUACUGCCCUCAAGGUCCCAUUGACCCCAUGCAAGCAACCUGCUUGGGUCAUAGAUAGUGAAACCUGCACACUUUGGCUAGAAUUAUAACCAAUGUUGACUCAAGCCACAAAAAUCACAUUAGUCAUUAGUAUAUUUAGUAAUGGACGUAGUGGCUUCAGCACAGAUAGUCUUGAAAUCCUAUAGUAUUAGUAAAAUUCAGUGAAAUUUUUAUGUAGAGCAAUGCCAAAACAAUUUUCAGGACAGAAAUUCAACCCAGAAGGAUCCAUCCAUCCAAAUGGAAGUGGACACUGAAGUGGCAUUCUUUAAUACAUAAUUCAGGAAUAUCAGGUGGAACCAAUCGUGAAGUUUUAGUGUGCUAUGUCAGUGCCAUGAAAUGUUUAUGAAUCCAGGUCUGAAUAGAUGGAGAGUUAGCUGUUGCAGGCUAAGCGUUGUUUUUGUGCAUCUACCAGUCUCAGUACCUUGGUAUGCUUGGUACUGCGUGUGCCAUGAUUGAUACAUUUUUUGCCGAAUACAUUUAUAAGGAAAACUAGUCACCCACAUAGCUCCCAACACCAGGUAUUUCCCCAUGUUCGCUCACUGAGUCAGGCAGAGGUCAGAGACUGGUCCCACCAUGGAGGAGGGGCUUAAACUGGCCACAGGUGGGGACGACAUCAAGCUGUGGGAUGUGGCAGGUAGCUCCGCCCCUCUGCAUCAGUUUUCGCCACACUCCAGUGGCAUCUCCUCAAUCAGCUGGAGUCACAACAAUCAGAUAUUAGCCAGCGCGGGAAGUCAGGGGGACAAAGUCGUGCUGACAUUUGUCAAGAAUGCAGCGUCCAACAUCAUUGAAAUAGCAGAGGAUGAGAAGCAAACUUGUGUCGCCUUCAACUCCACGUCACGUUACCUUCUGACGGGAGGCAAGAAUCGCGUGGUCAGCAUCUGGGACCUCAAGUCCAGGAAAGUCAAGAAGACGUACAUGGGCCACCAAGAUGCAGUGACUUGCACCACCUUCAACUGGAAUGACACCUACGUCGCAUCCGGUUCGGCCAGUGGGGAGAUCCUGCUGCACAAUGUGGUCUCCGGUCAGGCCAGCAGCCCACUACUGGCCCCCAAACUGAAAUGCAUAAUCAAGAGCAUGACAGUGGAGUCCCCUCUGACCUCCAUCUCCUGCCUGCACGAUGGCGCCACACUGGCCGUAGGCUCCACCCGGGGCAAGGUCUACAUCUUUGACCUGAGGACAGGCUCCAGCCCGCUCAGGGUGCUACACGGCCACAAGUCCUCGGUGCAGUGCGUGCAGUUUCAGCACGGCUCAACGACGAGGAGCAAUGGAGUGAGUGGCAAAAGCAGCAAGCCAGCGCAGCCAGUGGGGGGCAGCCAGAAGCCUCCAGAGCCAACCCCGGGGGUGGCCCUGGUCAAUCCCACCAUCCACAGGGGCAGCAGGACAGCCGCAGAUUCAGACGUCAGCAAGCCACCGGAGCAAACGAGAGGGAGUGCAAACCGGCCGUCACCCAAGGAGGAUAUUGAAAAUCAGGACAUCAUAUCCCCGUUAAGAGAAGGCACAGUUCCUGCCGUCAAACACCCUGAAGGCAUCAACCACAUCAGCCGGCCUGACACCGUGGGCAAAGCCGAAGGGACUCCAGUCCAGUCCAGAGACAGCUUACCGGACUUUUUCUCACCACUGUCUGAGAACACAUCCAACAUCUCUGCAAGGCGAAAUCCGAUUGGCUCGGUGGAACUGGAGCCGCAACCAGCAUUUACCACCCCUCAACCAGUCACAAAGGGCGUUCCUAAGGAGAUACGGGUCCAGAAUGGUCCUGAUGUCCCAUCUUUGAAUGCAGUCUCACCCUUGAGAACAAACUCCUCAAGUAGUCAAGCAAAGCCCGUGAGCAAACCAGAAUUCAGUCUGGACCUGCCAGCUCAGCAGGCAGCAAGCCCCAGAAGGGAACGGAGCAAGUCGCUCACCAGUCCGCGCUCCCCCUUGCUCGGGCCAGACUUUGCCGCCGUUUCGCCAGGAGCUUCCUCGGGCCCGGAGAGCGAGCCUCCAAGGUUACGGAAUAUAGGGCUGUCAGCGACAGCAGGACUUGGGCCCGGCCGGGCGAAGGCAAGCGUAAUAGCAUCAACAGUGGAAGUAGAUGCUAAACCAGUAGGUGUAUCACCACGGAGGGGAAACUCCCCUGCCAGGGGACUCCUGGGGGGUUCGGCAGACGCUGCCGCCCGCAAGGUUGUGAACGGAGACAUUGGGGUGCUGUCCAGGGUCGGUCCCCCAACCUCCCUGGCCGACCCUCAAGAUGAUGGGCCAAGGGCGUCAGAGGGCAUGGCCAGCCUACAACCCUUCCAGGUUCAGUUCAUCAAGAACAUGAUUGACGACUCACUGGAGGAAUUCAAGGAGUCGUUUCACCGCGAGAUUCUGCAUCUACAGGGGGAGAUGGUCCGACAGUUUCAGAUCCAGCAGAAUGAGAUGCAGGAACUGUUGCAGAAGUACUCCAUCAAUGAGGGCCUCCUGGCAGAGAUUGAGAGACUGCGGGAAGAGAACAAGAACCUCAAGGCCAAGUACUGACCCGGGAUGGAGAACAGACCCAGGGUAGCUAGGCCAUGUCCAAAACAGGCUACAGCUGUGUCUAUUGUCAGCACACGGCUAUGUAUAGUGCAUUCGGCAUAGACCUAGCCAUAGCCCUAAACUGCAAGAUUUGGAUGUGGCCUGCACUAGGAGGAGCCUACAGGGUCUUUCCAGCAUCUACACAGUAAACCAACACCAAACGAUUUGAGAAGUUUUCUUUUCUGUGAACCAAGAUCCCAGUGGUUGGCACUGGUCCUGUCAGCCAGAUGAACUUAUUGGUCAGUGCGUGCACUGUAGGGGGCACUGUUCAGCCAGCAAGGAGAACACAGAUAAGUGGUUGUACUCGAAAUACUCUGAAGACUUUGAUGGAAGGGACUGGGAGCCAGUCUAAAUGUGAGAACACACACCUGAGUGCACGCACUUUUUAGUCGCACAAUCACCCGCUGCGACCUGAUCUCUGCAAAAAUGAGUCUUGAGGCCGGCUCAUACUUCAGGCGAGCGAAAAAGCAAAGUGUAUUUGGAGUGGCACGACAAUUGCAGCAAAUUUUAGCUCCAGUUGAAAUGUGUGCUCAACUGACAUCAGAAAUUCCCAUUAGUGUUUGCGUUUGUGCCUAGUGUGAACCACGAGGGCAGUGUUGUAUUCGAGCCCAUCACAACUCCCUGCAAGUCCCUGUAUUAAAGUCCAUCACAAGUCAUUCAAUCUUAA